AUUCAUCAGAGGGAGAGGGAGAGAGAGAGAGAGAGAGAUUUGACUUUUUUCUUUUAGUCUUUUACAGCUAAGGUAUUGUUUUCAGUUUUGGCUGAGGGGGAGGAGUUUCUUAUUCUAUGUUGCCGUUGUUGACCACAGCUACCGUUUUGAAUAUUUGCCAGUCUCGGACUAAGCGAUCCAAUCUUGGUCUUCAUUUGGUGCUUUCCUCGCAACUCAAUCAAAAAUUAUUAAGCCUUUGCUUGUCUUGAGAGUCUUGUAAUUAGGUAGAGAGUAAUUAGAUUGCGGUCUACCUUUUCUAUUAUUCGUUGGGACAAUUUGCCAAACACAAGUUGAGCUUAUUUUGAUGGUCAAAGUUGUAUAGUUCCCUGGAGUUGGAAUGCUUUUUUUAUUGUCUUCCGCCGAAUUAAAUCGCUUUUUUUGUCUGUAUAGGGCUCUGGUUGGUAUUUGACUUCUGGGUUGUCUGUUUGAUUUGCAUAUUACAACUCCAUCCGGGGAUUUUGGAUUUGCUGCAUCGGUUUUGAUAAUAUUUCAUAUACCAUAUAUUUAUACAGCUUGAGUUGCUGGAAUCUGGUCUUGAUUUUGGGUAACCGUGUCAUUUGAAAGCUAUCUAUUUUGCCUAUUGUUUCAUUCUGAGAAGUUUUGGGGAAUGAAAGGAAAAGGAGGAACACCGGGAAGUUACUUUGUAUUGAACACCGGAGCUAAAAUUCCAGCCAUUGGACUUGGGACAUGGCAGAGCGGUGGAGACCUCUGCGUCGAAGCUGUAAAAAGGGCAUUGUCGGUCGGGUACCGUCACAUAGAUUGCGCACAUCUUUAUGGGAAUGAGAGUGAAGUUGGGGAAGCACUCACUGAAGCAUUCAAAGGCUUCCUGAAGAGGGAGGAUGUUUUCUUGACAUCUAAACUUUACUGUACCAUGAAUUCGCUCAAUAAAAUAGAGAACUAUGUUAAAGUUUCUCUUAAUAAUCUUGGAGUUUCGUACUUGGAUCUCUAUUUGAUGCAUUGGCCCGACAGCUCGGCUUUUGGUGACGCUACUGAUCCACCUUCAAAGUCGGGCAGUGAGUAUGGGCAGUUUCUGAAUCGGUUGAAAAAAGCGUGGAAAGCCAUGGAGGGUCUCGUCGAGUCAGGUCUGGUUCGGGCUAUUGGAGUUAGCAAUUUCAGUAUUCAGCAGAUCAAAGGAUUGCUUAAGUUUGCAAAGAUUGUACCUGCAGUCAAUCAGGUGGAGUUGCACCCUUUCUGGAGGCAAGAUGAACUUGUGAAGUUCUGUCAAAUGAAAGGUAUUCAUGUAUCUGCUCAUACACCUUUAGGGGUACCUACUUCAACUCCCGGACCAUCUGACAGUGGAUCGGGUGGGGAAGAUGAACCUGGAACUCCUCGCAUAUCAUUUAGGAGAUCAAGAUCUGUCCAUGGCCCUAUGCUCAAGUUAUCAGUUGUUUCACAAAUAGCAGAUAGACACAAAAAGACACCGGAGCAGGUCAUUUUGCGGUGGGGACUGCAAAGAGGAACCAGUGUCCUUCCUUGUAGCCUGAAGUCUGACAGGAUAAGGAAAAAUAUUGACAUUUUCAGUUGGUCUCUCUCAGAUGAUGAGUGGAACCACUUGAACCAGAUUGAACCACAAGUUUGUUUAUUUGGACAUGGACCUCUGAAUACUCAAUCGGACAAUGUCUUUAUGUUUGGGAGUGGUCCACUACAGGCUGUGCGUGAGAUGGAAGAUGACAUGGAAUCCAAUGCCUAAUAUUUCAUAUUAUUUUCUUUAGAUAUUGCGCCAUUUAUGUUCAAGUACGUGAUCAUCUUAUGAUUUGUCAUAUGCCCAUUGUUUGUUGUAAGAUUUUAAUUUUGUGGACGCAGAAUAGAAAGUCAAACUAUACCCUAUUGUUUAAACGUUAAAGAGGUUUGAUUUUUUUGUUUGUUUGGAAAACAAA
This is a messenger RNA of Juglans regia (Persian walnut), 1916 nucleotides long. RefSeq names its product aldo-keto reductase family 4 member C10-like. The coding region runs from base 647 to 1729 and encodes 360 amino acids. Gene Ontology annotation, cellular component: cytosol. The record is from RefSeq and is a predicted model, not a curated record. Gene Ontology annotation, molecular function: aldose reductase (NADPH) activity. The transcript is spliced from 3 exons. Lineage: Eukaryota; Viridiplantae; Streptophyta; Magnoliopsida; Fagales; Juglandaceae.